Molecule: messenger RNA, 213 nt
Organism: Penicillium crustosum
Lineage: Eukaryota; Fungi; Ascomycota; Eurotiomycetes; Eurotiales; Aspergillaceae
Exons: 1
Coding region: 1-213 (70 amino acids)
Source: RefSeq, a predicted model, not a curated record
AUGGAGCUAUCAACCACGGCAAAUAAUGGUUACAAGAGACUGGCUCAGAUGAUGCUGAAGAGUCUGGGUCGAUGUGGUCUAGCCUGGGAAGACUGGCAGCAAAAGUCGGGUUUUGUGGGAGACCUGAUCAAGAAUACUGAUCAAGUGCAGAUCAAGCGAGCUUUGCGUCAUGCAUAUUGGCGGAGUUUAUAUCCUGUUCCCAAUCAACGUUAG